This is a messenger RNA of Chrysochloris asiatica (Cape golden mole), 468 nucleotides long. RefSeq names its product LIM domain only 1 (rhombotin 1) (gene LMO1). NCBI's taxonomy places the organism in Eukaryota, Metazoa, Chordata, Mammalia, Afrosoricida, Chrysochloridae. The record is from RefSeq and is a predicted model, not a curated record. Gene Ontology annotation, cellular component: nucleus. Gene Ontology annotation, biological process: positive regulation of transcription by RNA polymerase II. The transcript is spliced from 4 exons. Gene Ontology annotation, molecular function: DNA-binding transcription factor binding; transcription coactivator activity.
AUGAUUUGAGAUGGCAAAAAGAGCAUGCCGAUGCUCUCCGUCCAGCCCAAAGGGAAGCAGAAGGGCUGUGCAGGCUGUAACCGCAAGAUCAAGGACCGCUACCUGCUGAAGGCGCUGGACAAGUACUGGCACGAAGACUGUCUCAAAUGUGCCUGCUGUGACUGCCGCCUGGGCGAAGUGGGCUCCACCCUCUACACCAAGGCUAACCUCAUCCUGUGCCGGCGUGACUACCUAAGGCUUUUCGGCACCACUGGAAACUGCGCUGCCUGCAGCAAGCUGAUCCCAGCCUUUGAGAUGGUGAUGCGGGCCCGGGACAACGUGUAUCACCUCGACUGCUUUGCCUGCCAACUCUGCAACCAGAGGUUUUGUGUGGGAGACAAAUUCUUCCUGAAGAACAAUAUGAUCUUGUGUCAGAUGGACUAUGAGGAGGGCCAACUCAAUGGUACCUUUGAGUCCCAGGUUCAGUAA